This is a messenger RNA of Acomys russatus (golden spiny mouse), 1921 nucleotides long. RefSeq names its product AKT serine/threonine kinase 3 (gene Akt3). The transcript is spliced from 13 exons. Gene Ontology annotation, molecular function: protein serine/threonine kinase activity; ATP binding. NCBI's taxonomy places the organism in Eukaryota, Metazoa, Chordata, Mammalia, Rodentia, Muridae. The record is from RefSeq and is a predicted model, not a curated record. The coding region runs from base 132 to 1571 and encodes 479 amino acids. Gene Ontology annotation, biological process: protein phosphorylation.
CAGCCGCCGCCGCCGCCACAGCCACCGCCUCCACCGCUGUCUCUGUCACCACAAAAGCAACGAAUCCAAAUCCUAAAACUGAUCGUGCAAAGCACCAUUUCUCCAAGUUGGGGGCUCAGAGGGGAGCCAUCAUGAGCGAUGUUACCAUUGUGAAGGAAGGUUGGGUUCAGAAGAGGGGAGAAUAUAUAAAAAAUUGGAGGCCAAGAUAUUUCCUUUUGAAGACAGAUGGAUCAUUCAUAGGCUACAAAGAGAAACCUCAAGAUGUGGACUUACCUUAUCCCCUCAACAACUUUUCAGUGGCAAAAUGCCAGUUAAUGAAAACAGAACGACCAAAGCCAAAUACAUUUAUUAUCAGAUGUCUUCAGUGGACCACUGUUAUAGAGAGAACAUUUCAUGUAGAUACACCAGAGGAAAGAGAAGAAUGGACAGAAGCUAUCCAGGCUGUAGCAGACCGACUGCAGAGGCAAGAAGAGGAGAGGAUGAAUUGUAGUCCAACUUCACAAAUUGACAAUAUAGGAGAGGAAGAGAUGGAUGCCUCUACAACCCACCAUAAAAGAAAGACAAUGAAUGAUUUUGACUAUUUGAAACUACUAGGUAAAGGCACUUUUGGGAAGGUUAUUUUGGUUCGAGAGAAGGCAAGUGGAAAAUACUAUGCUAUGAAGAUUCUGAAGAAAGAAGUCAUUAUUGCAAAGGAUGAAGUGGCACACACUCUUACUGAAAGCAGAGUUCUAAAGAACACCAGACACCCUUUUUUAACAUCCUUGAAAUAUUCCUUCCAGACAAAAGACCGUCUGUGUUUUGUGAUGGAAUAUGUUAAUGGGGGAGAGCUGUUUUUCCAUUUGUCGAGAGAGCGGGUGUUCUCUGAGGACCGCACACGUUUCUAUGGUGCAGAAAUUGUCUCUGCUUUGGACUAUCUACAUUCUGGAAAGAUUGUGUACCGUGAUCUCAAGUUAGAGAAUUUGAUGCUGGAUAAGGAUGGCCAUAUAAAAAUUACAGAUUUCGGACUUUGCAAAGAAGGGAUCACAGAUGCAGCGACCAUGAAGACAUUCUGUGGCACACCCGAGUAUCUGGCACCAGAGGUAUUAGAAGAUAAUGACUACGGCCGAGCAGUAGACUGGUGGGGCCUCGGUGUUGUUAUGUAUGAAAUGAUGUGUGGGAGGCUGCCUUUCUACAACCAAGAUCAUGAGAAACUCUUUGAACUAAUACUAAUGGAAGACAUUAAAUUCCCCCGAACACUCUCUUCAGAUGCAAAAUCAUUGCUUUCGGGGCUCUUGAUAAAGGAUCCAAAUAAACGCCUUGGUGGAGGGCCAGAUGAUGCAAAAGAGAUCAUGAGGCAUAGUUUCUUUUCUGGAAUAAACUGGCAAGAUGUGUAUGACAAAAAGCUUGUACCUCCUUUUAAGCCUCAAGUAACGUCUGAGACAGACACAAGAUACUUUGAUGAGGAGUUUACAGCUCAGACCAUUACAAUAACACCACCUGAAAAAUAUGAUGAAGAUGGCAUGGACUGCAUGGACAACGAGCGGCGGCCACAUUUCCCGCAGUUUUCCUACUCCGCAAGUGGACGAGAAUAAGUCUCUGUCAUUAUGUUUCUACACUGUCAUCUUAGAUUUUGCCACUGAGAAUGAUUCCUGGACAUCUCCACCAGUCCUCGCUCUUACAGUCAGCAGGGGCACCUUCUGACAUCCCUGACCAGCCAAGGGUCUUCACCUCUCACCACCUCUCACCCACAUGAAAACAUAUACACAGACACUCCAGUUUUUGUUUUUGCAUGAAAUUGUAUCUCAGUCUAAGGUCUCAUGCUGUUGCUGCUACUGUCUUAUUAUAGCAACUUCCAGAAGUAAUUUUACAAUCUUUGGGAGCCAUGAGCCCAUCGUUUGUUUGUGCAUCAAGUGUCAUCUUUCAGUUUUUGUUUUUCCCUAGC